Messenger RNA from Talaromyces marneffei, 957 nucleotides. RefSeq lists its product as uncharacterized. Gene Ontology annotation, molecular function: oxidoreductase activity, acting on the CH-OH group of donors, NAD or NADP as acceptor; NAD binding; NADP binding. The transcript has 2 exons. NCBI's taxonomy places the organism in Eukaryota, Fungi, Ascomycota, Eurotiomycetes, Eurotiales, Trichocomaceae. The coding region runs from base 1 to 957 and encodes 318 amino acids. The record is from RefSeq and is a predicted model, not a curated record.
AUGGCUCAAUUGGCAUACAUCGGUCUGGGGAACAUGGGACGGGGAAUGACAAAAAACCUCGUCGAAAAAGGCUCCCUCUCCUCCCCUAUACUGCUCUACAACCGCACAUUCUCCAAAGCCGAAUCACACGCGCUCACCCUUGGCGGUUCCUCUCAUGCCAAAGCCAUACGCACAAUCGCCGAAGCCGUCUCUCCAUCAGAUAUUAUUUUUACAUGUGUCGGCGACGACGCCGCCGUUGAGGAAAUCUUUAACACGGCGCUCAAAGACGGGGAAGACGUGAGUGGAAAAUUGUUCGUGGACAUGUCCACCAUCCACCCGGACACAUCUCGCAAACUAUACACACAGAUAUCCGCUCGCGGCGCGCGGUUUGUCUCAUGUCCCGUCUUCGGCGUCCCCGCCAUGGCCGAAGCAGGACAACUAAUCUGCGUCCUUGGCGGUGACAAGGCCGACAUCCAACGCAUCCUGCCAUACACAAUCGGCGUAAUGGCGCUGGCCAAUAUCGAUCUUUCCUUUGAUUCUUCAACCACACCCGAAGCUGCACAGGAUGUAGGGAAAGCGUCGACAAUGAAAUUGAUCGGAAACAGCUUUAUUCUCAGUUUCGUGGAACAGCUCGCCGAAGGGAUGACGUUGGCUGAAAAAUCGGGUGUGGGGAUUGAACCGCUUGCGCAGUGGAUGGAGCUCAUGUUUCCGGGUCCAUUGCCUAAGUAUGUGGAACGAAUGCGGACGGGUGAUUAUUACAAGCGUGAAUAUCCGUUGUUUCAGGUUGAUCUGGCGAGGAAGGAUUUGAGGCAUGUGAGCAGUGUGGCGGCCCAAAGUGGGAUGAAGAUGAGGUCUUUGGAAGUGGUGGAUGGAUAUUUGAAGGAUGUGAAAGCGCAUAGUGGUGAAAAGGGGGAUAUUGCAGGGAUGUACGGGGCUGUGAGGAAGGAAUCGGGACUAAAAUUUGAGAAUGAUGAGUAA